Umbelopsis ramanniana AG is the source of this 1205-nucleotide messenger RNA. RefSeq lists its product as uncharacterized. The record is from RefSeq and is a predicted model, not a curated record. The transcript has 6 exons. Bases 140 to 1009 code for a protein of 289 amino acids. Gene Ontology annotation, cellular component: mitochondrion. NCBI's taxonomy places the organism in Eukaryota, Fungi, Mucoromycota, Umbelopsidomycetes, Umbelopsidales, Umbelopsidaceae.
AUUUAUACCAGAGAAUAUCCGCCAUACCCCUCCUCGUUAUUUAUCGUAGACAGCCACUCACUUUAUUUCUUUAUCCCGCACUCCCAAAAUUUUGUACAAGUUGUCCUUGCAACCCUUUAAAAAACAAUUUUGUCACCAAAUGCUGCCCCACCAUUGUGUUCGUGUUGCCCGCUCUUGUCUGCAGCGACCAGGGCUUCUUACUCCCUCUAUAACCGCUACUAGAUCCAGACUCAUUCGCCCAACGCCGCUGGCAACUCUGCAAUUCGAACAACUACGCUUUGCUGGUCACAACAAAUGGAGUAAAGUAAAGCAUACCAAAGGUGCUAAAGACGCGAAACGGGGCAAAUUGUUUUCAAAGAUUUCCCUCGAGAUCUUGUCCGCCAUCAAGGCAGGCGGAGCGGAUGCAACUGUGAAUGGCCGCUUGGCUGCGGCACUGAGCAAGGCUAAGCAUGCCAUGAUGCCAAAAGAUAGCGUUGACGUAGCGAUUAAAAAGGCAACGUCAAAAUCCUCAUCCGAUAACCUUGAGGAUGUCAUUUACGAAGGCUAUGGCCCUGGCGGUGUAGCUAUGAUUAUUGAAACGGUGACGGAUAAACGAGCCCGAACCAUCAAGGAAGUCAAAGAGAUUUUGAAUAGACUAGGUGGAUCCAUAUCUACCGUUUCGUGGAUGUUUGAAAAGAAGGGCCGAGUUCAGUUCCGCGCGGGUCAGACCGGGUCCUCAGUAGAGGAUAUGAUGGAUGCAGCCAUUGAUGCUGGCGCAGAAGAUAUGCAAGAGCUUGAGGAUGAAUCUAUAGAAGUCAUCUGCGAGUUCACCAAUUUAAAUGCUGUGACCCAGAAAAUCAAAGAACAUGGCUACGAAGUCGAUGAAAUGGCAGCUACCUACGUCCCAACGACCACAGUGGAAGUCACGGAUGAGGAAGUACAAGAGAUGGUCGAAAAAUGUUUGGGAGAAAUGGAGGAUUUAGAUGACGUUGUCAAAGUCCACUUCAACGGCGUUCUUCCCGAGAAAUAGAGUAGUGGAUUAAAGGUUUAUUUGAUUCGGUACAUCCAUUGUAGAUAUAGAGCAAAAGCCUUAUUGCACUAGUAAUAUAAUAGAAAACGUUCAAUGCGGUUACUAGACACAAACAAAUUGAAACACAAGAAGAUGGUUCUGCACAUAAGGGGUGAUUUGAAUUGAGAGGGGGAUGAACUGGAUAUAAUGUACAAGU